AUGUCUCGCUCACAGUCCCAGGAUGAGUUGAUCAAACAGCUGCGCGAGCAGAUGAGUCAACAGCAGCAGCAGAUAGAGGUGUUACUGGCCAUAGUCCAACAGAAGAAGACGGUCAUCAGCACAAAGUUUGGAGAAUUUGACCCCUCUAUCGAGCUCUGGUCGGACUACUGGUCUAGAUUCGAAACCUUCACUAAGGCUAACGCUAUUCCAGUCGAUCGGCGUGCAGAAAUAUUCCUCACAAACCAGUCCAGUGUCGUCUACAAACUGCUGAUGAAUCUGGCCCAGCAACAGUUGCCACCAAGGGACAUAAACAGUCUGUCAAUGACGGAGAUAGCAGCCCACAUGACAGAUCAAUACAACUCUAAACGCUUCAUAGUGCGAGAACGGUUCAGGUUCUGGACCAAAACAGAGCGGAAGCCAGGGGAGACCGUCCACGAACUGGCAGCCCGAUUCAGGCAAGAAGCUGCCACGUGUGACUUUGCCUCCAUUAGUGACCCGCUGGAUGAAGCCAUGAGGAUUCGGUUCGUCUGCUCCAUCCACAAUAAGGCAACCAUUAAAGCCCUCUUUAAAGUUAAGGACGACGAGCUGACCUUUGCUCGUGCCAUCGAACUUGCAUCAGAGGCAGAGGAGGCUUCAAAGGUCGCAAAAGAGACAUUGUCUCAGGACACGGCCGUCCACAAAGUCGGGCAGUCUCAGAGACGAACGCCAGGAAAGCCGUCCUGGCCUAAGCAGCAGACAACACUUCAACACAAGCCUCAUCACGAGAAGAAAGGGCCGCAACAGAAACGCUGCACCAGAUGUGACGGAGCCCAUACACCUGAUAGCUGCCGUUUUGCCACUGCCACAUGCCGUUUUUGCAACAUCAAGGGCCACAUUGAAGCGGCAUGCCGAAAGAAGAAACGCCAGCGUGUCACGAUUGUGAAGGCGGUCAAGGCUUCAAGCAUGAAGCCCAUUACACAAGACUGCUUCAUAUCGGGGCAUCCGGUCCAGCUAGAGGUCGACACCGGCUCUAGAGAUAAUUUCAUCUCCUUGAGCACAUGGCGCCUGCUCAACAGCCCCAAGAUGGCACCAACAAGCAGCCAGUACCGGUGUGCCUCUGACCAAGACCUCCCUGUCCUCGGAGUCUUCACAGCUCCGACUACGCUGGCUAAGGACGACAAACCCAAACAACAAAAGUUCGUCGUCACCCGUCUGCAGCUGAACCUCCUCGGUCGAGAAUCAUUCAGAAGCCUAGGUCUAUCCCUGGACCAGCUCCUGUACAACAAAGUCAACAAGGUCUUCCAGGACAUCAAGCCAGAUACGUCCCUGCAGAGCUCCUGCCAGCAACUAUGUCAGGAGUUCCCAGACUUGUUCAAGAAAGAGCUGGGGACACUCAAGGACUUCGAGCUGGAGGUUCGAUUCAAGCCAGACGUCCAGUCAGUUUUUCACAAGCCUCGCCCAGUCCCUAUUGCUGUACAGGAAGAUCUGGAUAGUGCCAUUCAAGCCGGCAUCAACAGAGGUAUCUGGGAGCCAGUCCAGUUCAACUCAUAUGGUACGCCAGUGGUACCUAUCAAGAAGAAGUCUCCACAAGGUCAGAGCAGUAUCAGAGUCUGCGGUGACUACUCUGUCACUGUGAACCAGCAACUGGAGACACAUCGUCACCCGAUGCCACAGCCGGAGGAUCUCAUGCGGAGACUGGGUAGAGGCCACUGUUUCACGAAGAUUGACCUCGCUGACGCAUACAAUCAGAUCUGCCUUGGCCCAGAGUCGCAGAAGAAACUUGCCCUCAGCAGUCACAAAGGCGUCCUGCUACAGAAACGCCUGCCGUUUGGAAUAACCUCUGCUCCCGGUUAUUUCCAAGAAAUCAUGGACCAGUUAACUCAAGACCUGCCUGGUGUGGCCGUCUACCUGGACGACAUCCUUGUCAGCGGCAACAAUUCGGCGGAACACCUGCAGAAUCUCCGAGGCCUGCUCCAGCGUCUACAAGACAAGGAACUACGCUGCCGGUUGGAGAAGUGCUCCUUUGCUCAGCCUUUUGUAGAGUACCUGGGACACUACCUUUCCAAGAACGGUAUUGCUAAAGGUUCAAAAACAGAUGCCAUCAUGAAGAUGCCAGCACCUUCCAAUGUGUCCAGCUUGAGAUCUUUCUUAGGCCAAGUCCAGUUCUACAGCAAAUUCCUACCAAAACUGUCGACUAUCCUGGAACCGUUGUACCGUCAGACAAAGAAAGACACCCCAUGGCAGUGGGGUGCUCCUGAACAGACAGCUUUUCAACAUAUCAAAGACUGUCUGAGUGCUGACACCGUCCUGGCUCACUUCAACCCAGCGUUGGAGGUGGGAAUAUCCUGCGAUGCAUCAGACGUGGGAAUUGACUGUGUCUUGUUUCAUAUAUACAGCGAUGGCAGUGAGAGACCCAUUGCCAAUGUCUCAAAAACACUGACGCAGACCCAGAGAAGAUACAGCCAAAUCCAGAAGGAGACCCUGGCUAUCAUCUUUGGUCUCAACAAGUUUCACCAGUUCCUCUACGGUCGACGUUUCAUCCUGGUGACAGAUCACAAGCCGCUGAUUGCCCUCUUUGGAUCAACGAAGCCAAUUCCAGCUCUGGCAGCAAAUCGACUGGCCAGAUGGGCUCUCACUCUGAGCCAAUACGACUACUCCAUAGAGUAUCGCAAGACAUCAGCGCACGGCAACGCAGACGCCCUGAGUAGAUUGCCAGCGGGGGCGGAUCCAUCCUUUGACAGGGAGGAGACUGGUGCAGACUCAGCAACUAUCUGCACCAUAAAACUGAUCAGCAGCCAAAUCGCACCUGCAGACCCGAAGGUUUUAGAGAGAGAAACGUCCAAAGACCCUACUCUGACCAGGGUGAUCCAGCACCUGCAAGGCAACUGGCCGAAGAACCUCGGUGAUCAAAUUAAACCUUUCUACGUUCUUCGAGACUCUUUGUCUCUCGCGAAUGGCUGCAUUUUCUACGGCCACAGAGUGGUGAUCCCAAAGACUAUGCAACCCCAGGUCCUCCAGAUCCUGCACCUGGGGCAUUUCGGCAUGCAGAGAAUGAAACAGUUGGCCCGCACUGCUGUCUACUGGCCACGCAUUGAUGCCGAUAUUGAAGACGUCGCUCGACAUUGCACAGCUUGCAACGAGCACCAGAGGCUGCCCCUUAAGCAGCCGUCUCACCCAUGGAUCACCCCCAACGAACCUUGGAGCCACGUCCAUAUUGACCACGCCAUCAACUUCAGAGGUCACAACUGGCUGGUCAUGGUGGACGCAUUCUCCAAGUAUCCAUGCAUCCACCUCAUGUCCUCGAUAACAACCAAGGCGACCACCCGGAGACUCGACGAGGACUUUGCUCACUUUGGCUAUCCACACGCCAUUGUGACGGACAACGCCACCUGUUUCUCGUCAGCCGAGUUCCAGACCUGGUGUGAGCAGCGGGGCAUUCAACACCUGCACGGAGCCCCCUAUCAUCCGGAGACGAACGGAGCAGCAGAGAGACUGGUCCAGACUUUUAAGCAAUCUCUCAAGAAGUCUGACUUGCCUCCCGCCGACGCCCUUCAGGAGUUUCUCAUGCACUACCGCCGCACACCGCUGGCCAGUGGUAACAGUCCCAGUGAGCUCCUGAAUGGACGUCAGAUCCGUACGACGCUCGACGUCAUCAUCCCAUCGCAGAGGCAGACAACACCCCGAAUUCGAGAUGAGCCGGUGCCUGCUCGUCGUCUCAACAAAGACAGCCCAUGCUUCGCGCUUUCCUACAAAGGUGGGCGUAAGGACAGAUGGAAGCCAGCUGUGGUGACCGCCUUCCUGGGUCACAAACUUUACUAG
Messenger RNA from Aplysia californica (California sea hare), 3798 nucleotides. RefSeq lists its product as uncharacterized. NCBI's taxonomy places the organism in Eukaryota, Metazoa, Mollusca, Gastropoda, Aplysiida, Aplysiidae. Gene Ontology annotation, biological process: DNA integration. Gene Ontology annotation, molecular function: nucleic acid binding. The transcript has a single exon. The record is from RefSeq and is a predicted model, not a curated record. Bases 1 to 3798 code for a protein of 1265 amino acids.